This is a messenger RNA of Epinephelus fuscoguttatus (brown-marbled grouper), 2060 nucleotides long. RefSeq names its product SAM pointed domain-containing Ets transcription factor-like. Gene Ontology annotation, cellular component: nucleus. Gene Ontology annotation, biological process: cell differentiation; regulation of transcription by RNA polymerase II. Bases 685 to 1671 code for a protein of 328 amino acids. Lineage: Eukaryota; Metazoa; Chordata; Actinopteri; Perciformes; Serranidae. The transcript has 7 exons. The record is from RefSeq and is a predicted model, not a curated record. Gene Ontology annotation, molecular function: sequence-specific DNA binding; DNA-binding transcription factor activity, RNA polymerase II-specific.
UGGAGAGCUGCUAUAUGCAAACAGCGUGCUGAUCCUCUAACAGUGGAACAACUUGACAGUGAGUGUUAAGUCAAGUGAAACACUUUAUAAAGUGCCACUUUUUCUGAGUUUCAAAGCUCCUCCAGUCUAAAUAUCUACCGGGCCUCAGUAGUAGAUUUAUCCCAAAAUAGACACAAACUGUUCCCACCUCUCACACAGACUGGUGAACUUCGACACACUCAGGGGAUCGGAUUAGAUUAGAUAAAUUUAGCUUCAGUAGUUUUUGCUUACAAAGUUGGGAAAUUAUCCUAAAAAACUGUCAUUCUAGAAAUGCUGGUAAAAACUCUUUAGGUGCCUUCCCAGCUUGUCCCCAGGCUGUUAAGACUCCCCAGAAUUGAUAUGUCACGAAAGCACUGUGUCCCAAAUAAGUCAAACUCUUGCUGCCUGGACCAGGAGUCUAAUGAGGUGUCUCCAUAGUUGGAGUGGACACAAAUGAUCCAGCUGUGAGUGCUGGGUAGGAGACAAAAACUAUAUGUAGCACAUCCUCACCUGAAGGCAAAACAGACACAGUCUCCACAGGACCUUGACUUUAGUCCACAUUUACAGUUUACCAAGACAGAGGAGACAAACUACGCAGAGCUGAGAAGAGGCCUCGGUACUGGAAACUACUGAAUCCACAAACACUGACAAGCGUGUUAAACAAACAUGAGCAUGGGGAGUCCUGGCUGCGAGCACACAGGCUACACUGUGCACUCGCCUCUCUACAUCAGCCACCCCAACACUGACACCAGGAUGGCCUGGCUGGACCAGGCAGAGGACAUCAAGCCGCCCCGCAGCUUGCUGGGGCUCCCUGAGCUCAGCUGGCCGGGGGUCUACCUCCCCUGCUAUGACAGAUCAGCUAUAGAGGAGAACCCCUGGGUGCUGAGGAUGACAGAGGCCCCAGCUCCCACUGCUCCUCCCUCCAGGACUCCGGAGCUGAGUCCAGCCAAGCCGAGCCAUCCCCAGGAGCCCCCCUCUGAGAUGGAGGGUCAGGUGGAAGAGCGCUGUCUGGAGCAGGUGCAGACCAUGGUGGUGGGAGAGGUGCUGAAGGAUGUCGACACGGCUUGCAAACUGCUCAACAUUGCACCAGACCCGCUGGACUGGAGCUGUAUGCACGUUCAGAAGUGGCUCCUCUGGACCGAGCACCUGUACAGGCUGACGCAGGUCAGCACCAUGUUUCAGGAGCUGAGCGGCAGGGAUCUGUGCUCCAUGACAGAAGCAGACUUCAGACAGCGCUCCUCGCAGUUUGGGGACAUGCUGUAUGCUCAUCUGGACAUCUGGAGAUCUGCUGCUGCAAUGAAGGAGCGCUGCCCGCCAGAGGAGGACAGCAAAUCUGCAGCUGAUGAUGAUUCCUGGUCAGAUGUGAUGCGUAACUACCCCAGCCAGCCCAUCCACCUGUGGCAGUUCCUCCGAGAGCUGCUCCUCAAGCCUCAUAACUACAGCCGCUGCAUCCGCUGGCUCAACAAAGAGAAAGGGAUUUUCAAAAUAGAAGACUCCGCUCUGGUGGCCAGGCUAUGGGGCAUCAGGAAGAACCGCCCGGCUAUGAACUAUGACAAACUGAGUCGCUCUAUACGCCAGUACUACAAGAAAGGCAUCAUUCGAAAGCCCGAUGUGUCACGCAGACUCGUCUACCAGUUCGUCAAUCCCGUAUGAUGACGAGGAUCGGCUGAUCCGAGGAGAACGAGCUGAGGAGGAACCGAAGAUAUGCUGGACAUACAGUAGAAGUAACAUGAACUCUGAGGCUCGUUCGUUGUACUUUACGGUUCAUUUCAUUUGUAAAGACUGCCUACUAAACUAUGCACUCCUGCCUAUCAUCAUAUCACUCUACUUAAUUUUUCUUAAAGCUCGAUUUUAUUUUAUUUGUCCCUUUAGCACUCUUCUUUUAAAUUUAUUUUUUGGUGUGUUGUUUGGUUCUCAAAUAGACACAUUUCUUUUUUGAACUAUGGAAACAUUUAAAGGACAUAAUGCUUAUUUGCUUCUCAGUUGAGAGUUAGAUGAGAAGAUAUUACUCUGUAUCUGUAUAAUUAAUAUGUCACAGGAGC